GGCAAGCUACAGUGUUGUGUUUUGUUUUUGUUUUUUUGGUGGGGGGGAAGGUUACAGCAUACAAUAUGUUCUAAUAAUAUCUUUUAUUUUACCUCCAUCAGCCUUCUGUUGCGGUUCACAGAUGAUACAUUUGACCCAGAACUUGCAGCAACAAUUGGUGUUGACUUCAAGGUGAAAACUAUUUCAGUUGAUGGAAAUAAAGCUAAGCUGGCAAUAUGGGAUACUGCAGGUCAGGAGCGGUUUAGAACCCUAACGCCUAGUUACUAUAGAGGUGCACAGGGUGUUAUCCUAGUUUAUGAUGUCACAAGAAGAGAGACCUUUUUAAAAUUGGAUAAUUGGUUAAAUGAAUUGGAAACAUACUGCACAAGGAAUGACAUAGUUAAAAUGCUAGUUGGAAACAAGAUUGAUAAGGAAAACCGGGAAGUUGACAGAAAUGAAGGUCUCAAAUUUGCAAGAAAACAUUCCAUGUUGUUCAUAGAGGCAAGUGCGAAAACAUGUGAUGGUGUACAGUGUGCCUUUGAAGAACUUGUUGAAAAAAUCAUUCAGACUCCUGGACUGUGGGAAAGUGAGAAUCAAAACAGAGGGGUAAAAUUAUCGAACAAGGAAGAAGGCUACGGAGGAGCAGGCUGUGGUGGAUACUGCUCUAUGUUAUAAACUCUGGGAAGCUUAUCCUUAUGCAUAUUUAAGCAGAUAGUGACAUCUUUCUGUAAAUAAACUCAUUAACUGCUAUUUUUAGGGACCUUGCAGUUUGCACAUACUUUGUUUUUGUAUCAUGGCAGUGAACAUUUGUAGAAAAAUGUGCUCAGCAGCUUUCCCAGUUGAAAAGUGUUAUGGUAAGCAUGCCCAAUUUGCAUUCUUCAGGUUUUUAUAUGUAGCAUAAAUAGUGCGCAAAAAGAGAAAAUACACUCAAAUUUUAUGACCUUAUAUAUUCAUCAUGUAACUAUUCUAAACGAAUCCAUCUGACAAAUACACAUUGCUGCAUUCUGUCUACUUUGUCUCCCUCCUCUCUCUCUUUUUUUUUUUUUUUUUUUUUUUUUUUUUAAGUCUUUUUAUUCUAGAACUACGUUGUUUGAAAAGAUUUUGACAAUGAUGCAAGCUAUAUAUGUAAUCUCUUCUGGGUAAAGCUUUUUCUCUAUAGUAAAAAAAGUGCAUAAUCAUGCCUUUUUUAAACAAAGUUUUGUUUAAUGCCAUGCAUUUAGCAGACUUGUCUAAACCAUGGCCUGUUCCAGUUUGCAGUUUUAUCAUCUGCACUUGUCUUGAAGAGAGGCGUUGAAAAGUUGAACAAACCCAAAAAUUGCAGGGGAAAGGAUCAUUUUGGGUGUUGUAUGGGGGGGUUUUUAGUGGGUGUUUGGUUUUUUGUUUUGUUUUAUCAUUGCUUCAGUUGACUGCUGUAACUGGAGUUUUAAUCCUGAUAUUUAUACUAAAUUCAUGGCACUCUGGCACUGUAGUUUUUAUGAUGCAAUUGACUGUCCUGCAGUAGAAAGUUUUCAUUUUUGGCUUAGGGUUUGAGUGAUGUCUUCUCUCCAUGUGAAUUAACUUGCCACACUUCGGUACAGACGCUUCCCUUAAUGUUUAUAAUGUACUUCAGUCUCAGUAUCACAAAACUGUAGCUCCCUGUGAUUAUGAAGGUCUGUAUCACAUGAUUGCUUUGUGUGGAUAUUGUUCAGAACUAUAACUUCCUGUCACAAAAGCACUAAAUAUGGGGAAGUUGUACUGCUUCUGAAUCUGUAUGGAAAGUACUAUUGCAAUGAGUGUUUCACUUGGGUUUACUGUAACAGCCAAUGGUUUGUUUCAGAGGACUUGUAUAGACUAAUAAAUUCUUUUUCCACAGUGUUCAACUUUUUUUUCUAACCUCUUCCUAUUGUAUAUUUUCUAUAUACAGUUUAGACAAGGUCACUUUUUAUGAAGUGACUAUUUCUGAUGUUAUGAUGACAAAACUAGGAUACUAUGGUUUUUAAAGCUAAUUGUUAUACAUACAAGUAACUGAACUACUGGACGGUUUCUUGUAAAUACAUAGUUAAAAUACCUUUCUAAUACUAUGGCACUUUUGUACGUGUCACCACUACGUGAUCUGUAUUUUGCAACAACUUGAGCUGUUUUUGGUUAAAUACACUUAAUCACAUAUGGAAACCUUGUUUUCAACUUUUGUCCACACUUGCUAGGAAACAUUACGAAAAUUUAAAUGUGCUAGCUGUUUUUACUAAGUACUGUAUCUCUUACUGUUAAUGUAGCAAGUUUAAUAUGUAAAUGUAAUUAUUAUUAUUAUUUAAUACACACCUCCAUGUUGCA
This is a messenger RNA of Alligator sinensis (Chinese alligator), 2289 nucleotides long. RefSeq names its product RAB18, member RAS oncogene family (gene RAB18). The annotation marks the transcript as partial. NCBI's taxonomy places the organism in Eukaryota, Metazoa, Chordata, Crocodylia, Alligatoridae. The transcript is spliced from 6 exons. Gene Ontology annotation, molecular function: GTP binding; GTPase activity. The record is from RefSeq and is a predicted model, not a curated record.